Messenger RNA from Leishmania braziliensis MHOM/BR/75/M2904, 4071 nucleotides. RefSeq lists its product as hypothetical. The annotation marks the transcript as partial. The transcript has a single exon. The record is from RefSeq and is a predicted model, not a curated record. NCBI's taxonomy places the organism in Eukaryota, Euglenozoa, Kinetoplastea, Trypanosomatida, Trypanosomatidae.
AUGGAGCCGAUAGAACCAGCGCAGCGGCUGGAGCGCCCUGUGGCGCCGCCUCUCUCGCCAGAGCGCGACGAUGAUAUUGAUGAGGACGAGGAAGACGAGUCGGACGUCUCUACCGAGAUCGAGAGUGAGGUGCUGAGCCAGCAGUUCAAGAGCCUUCCCUGGCCCUUUCCUGCUGUAACCUUGUCGCUGGGCAUCUCGCCCAGCGCGUCGACGCGGCGCGGUAUAUCACCAUUGGCGAGCGAUCAGCAGACGUGCGUAUCUGGCUCAUCCUUGACGGUGUGGUCUGGCGCGCAGGUUGUCUACGGCGGUGGCACCGGCACUGUUUGGGCAUCGGGGCUCGGUUUCAGCCGAUUUGAGAAGUUACGCGCACCGCCCCGCAGCGGCACCAGUGGUGCGUCGCCACGCGCCGGCGCCGGUGCAGCCAGCAAGGGACUGAUGACCACCAUUGCUACCCCCACGCCUGCGACGCGUCCUAUGGCAGGUACCACGCCCGCGACUAUCGCACCCAUUACAACGGUGACAUCUUCGCACUGCGAGCUAACGUCCAAAAAUUUGGACCGGUUGCGUGAGACUCGAGGCCCGUCGGAUGCAUUGCAGGUGGCGCACUGGAAAGCGAAUACACAAAGGACAGGGGUGCCUCUGCCGGCGGUCAUCGCGGUCGGCCGAGCGCGUAGCGACUACGCAGCCGGGCCGGGUGGCACACGAGUGUCACGCGCGUCGGCAUUGCUGAAGCAGCAGGCAAUGCCAGCAUGGCAGCGCGGCGUCAUUUAUAGCGGUGCUCGUGCGUUAGCUGAUGUACCAGCACGCGUGGCAGCGACGACAGCGGCGAAGAGUGACGAUGGUCUCAAGGCAAGCGUGGACGGGCUACGGGAGGAGCAGAGCGCAACUGCAGACGGAACACGCACAACGAGCUUGACUCCGCCUUCCGCUGUGGGACAGGACGCGCACAGUUGCCAUGACGACUGCCUCCCACUGCGUGCCGAAAAAGACGAUGACAGCGACGGACGUCGUGGAGUCGCGAGCGGGGAUGGGGCAACUGCCACGACGGCGCCUCAGUUUUCCCCCGCCGCCACACCACUAGCGGAGGCGGCGCCAGGCGUAUCACACUCCACGAAUAAGGGGGAUAAUGCCCAUGCGCUGGUUAAGCACCAACAUCUGGGCCCCGCGAGGGCUCAUUAUCAGGGUCAGAUCUUGCAGCUCGAGGACUGCACAGCGACUGGCAUCGAUGAAACGAGCUUGCUCCCAUGGCGAGCGCAGGCGUCGAGAGCUGCUACGCGAGCUGGUGCGACCACCACCGGCUCUACCACUUCUGCCACUUGCGGCGUUGUGCACGGCACUCGUACAAAUCUUGCAUCGGCGUCCGUGGGGGAAAAGAAGAGCGCGCUGGGGACGUCAUCGCAGUAUAUGACAGGCGGGCGUGGGGUCCAGGCUCCACGAGGCAUCUCUGUCGCAGGCCGCGGCACUCACAGCGGGACGCUGCUGCCGUCUAGCGUUCCCCCAUUUGAGAAAGAGGUCGAGCACGAGAGAAGCGAAGCGGUGUGCGGGACGAAGCAGUUGCCCUUGGCUGACCAUGUCAGAGAGCCGAAUGAUCAGGCUUCCAGUGGCAUCGACGACUUGCUGGGCAGCUGUAACGUGGGCAUGGUAUCACCGAAGAAUGCACGCCGACUCGUCGUCCACUUACCAACAUUGCCGCAGACCCACCCGGCUGUUUCCUCUCUCAUCUCAGAGAAAGCGAACCGUGAUGGGCUCGAAGCAGAGCUGAGGAGUGUUGAUCAGCGCAACAACGAGGCAGUAAAUCACAGAGGCGGCGCCGAAGGCAUGCCGUUGUCACCGGCGCUCACUCAACGGGUGACGUCUGUGCUGAGCAGCAGCAGCCCCACCACCUCCUCGCGCCCUCCGUUCCUGUCGCUUACCGCCAUUGGCGUUGGGUCAGCCACGUCGGGAGUUCUUCGGUCUGCCACGCAGACGUCUCCGAGGUUGUCAGCCGCUCUUCAGAGAAUCACCAUGCCACACAAACCGCAACAGCAAAUGCGCCCCGCCGUCAUAAUUUCUUCUACCGGCACGACCGAUGUGCCCCUGUCUCACCAGCUGCUAACGACCGUGACAGUCACCUCGCCCAGCAACACGGGCGACUUGCACACCAGCGUAGCGCAGGGGUCUCGGCUGGAUCCAUCGCGGUGUAGCGCCGUCAGGACAGGAAUUACGAAGUGCAGUGUCUCAUGUGACACCCGUAUGCCGUCCUCGGCAGAUUGUCUACCGAGCGUCGGCAGUACGCAGCCGCCGCUGUCGCUGCGCACCCCCGACGGUGGUGGUGGAUUACGUUGGCAGCUGAGCGCAAGCAGCCACACGUCCAGCGCCGGCGCCUCUGACCAGCGCUCGCGCAGCGGUCGUGCUCAUAACGCCAACUCCAUUUCCUCUGCCUCUAUGGCGUCCUCGUUACACGAGGUGUGUGCGCCUGCCGCUACCGCAGAGCACAGCAGCACAACGGUGCCAUCCUUUCACAGCGGACUGAAGUCGGAGAUGCUCUUGACCUUGGACGAGCAGGCUGGUGCAGCCGGGCUGAACAGCAACCAUGUUGACAGAGGCAGCAACACGACUGUCGCAUCGACCAAGGCUACCACGCUCAUUUCAGCGGCUCCUGCACCCGCAACGACAUCGGCGGUGCGCGACCCUCUCAGUGACAGCGCUGACAAGCCACAGAUCGUUGCAGGCGCUUCGGCGGAGGUGGCACUCGCCACCUCGCCACCCGCCGGGAUUGGUGCCGGCAGCAGUGAAAAGUACAGAGGCUCUUCCGUACAACCCGCCUCACGUGUGCGGCGCACACCACCUCCAGGUUGGCAGCCGCGUGUGGGAGGUCGCAUCAACCUUGCAGACCGGCGCACCUCGAAACCCGUACGCCUUGGAAAUGCCGCCCUCACGCCCUCCGAGGUGACCAGUUCGGUGACACAUGCGAUGACGUGUGCGGUGCGUGAUCGACCUCGCACAUUGGCGUCGCUGGACGGCUGUGUGGACCAGUCACCUGUGCAGGCCGCUGAUACCGCUGGAAGCGAUAUCGAUGCUGCGGGGCCAUCUGUACAAGCGGAUGCUUCAGAUUCCCCCAGUGCAGCUGUUGUUACACCUAGCAGUGGUAACGCGGAGAUGAUGCCGAGCAUGCGGAAGUUGACACACUCGCGAACUCUUAUGCAGGCAGAUCGCAGAUCCAUGGCGCUGGUAUUGCCUAGCCCAGAUGACGACGGUGCUGGCAAUGGAGUACCAGCGGCUGGCGUACGCGGGUGUCCAGGUCAUAGUCGACCUCGCUCUCACAGUCUGCCGGCUGGGGCGUUGCCGAGUGCAGGCGACACUUCUGCGCGACCCUCGAUUGACCUUUUGUCGCUAAAGAAGCGCAGUGCCCGGAUCGACCAGGCGGCAGCGAGGCAACCACUGCAGCAGCAGGCACAUCGGCCAGAGUCACUCCCCUACGCCGCACCCGGUGCUGGUGAUGGCGGUGGUUGUGGCCUGCGGCAGGAGGAAUCGCAUCACACCCUUCACAACCCGCCGGUCGCGCACACCAACAAGGUCAAAGGCAACAUCCGCACAGCCCCCUCUGGCAAUACGGUGGCCGCUGGCGGCGACGCGCUAGGGCAGCUGUUGCUGCUGCACUCCAUGCAUGCCAUAGGCGAUCCAGGCAGCAGCUUGGAAAGGGAAGCGGAGCGGGCGCCUGGUCGACUACCGACGUUGGGGUCAAACUCUACCGGAGCAACUGUGAAUCCAGCGUGGUUGAGCUCACCCAACGACUUGGGUAUAGUCGGUGGCCAUGGUGAUCAGUCGCGGGUGUCGGCGGGGCGUCGGAAGACUGUUUCAGUGAUUCGUGAGAGUCCCUCAGCUCGAUCGCGUUGCAACACCUGCGGCGACAGGAGCGGUAGCGACACGGACGGUCAUCACCGCUACUACCCUAGCCGUCUCAUCACGCUAUCCGACACGGUGGAGCCGCAGGAGCAUUCCCAUGAUGACGGCGUUGGAGAGAGCCAAGAACGUUCUAAGCGCGCACCUGCGCGAAAGAAACCGCCGCCGCACCGCCGCCGCUCCACUAAC